AUGGGCCUACCGGUGCAGCGCACCCUCACCGCCAGUGCCUGCGUGUUUAGGUUUGAGAAAGUUCGUAACCAGGCCAACGGUAGAGUCAGGUUGGCUUUGCACGGGACCAAUGGCUUUGCCCCAGAGCUGAUGAAGCGGUGCGUGGCCGCUGGUGUCAGCAAGAUCAAUGUCAACAAGCUCGUCUUAGAUGACUAUUAUGAUCACCUUCGCGCGAAAGUGGGCAAAAUCCCGCACACUCAGCUGAUCGAGGAGGGUAUCCAGAAGGUGACCGAUCUGACCAUAAAGUGGAUGGAAAUCUGCGGGUCGGCCGGCAAGGCAUGA
This is a messenger RNA of Penicillium cinerascens, 321 nucleotides long. Its product is annotated as fructose-bisphosphate aldolase. Gene Ontology annotation, biological process: carbohydrate metabolic process. Bases 1 to 321 code for a protein of 106 amino acids. Gene Ontology annotation, molecular function: zinc ion binding; aldehyde-lyase activity. The transcript has 2 exons. Lineage: Eukaryota; Fungi; Ascomycota; Eurotiomycetes; Eurotiales; Aspergillaceae. The record is from RefSeq and is a predicted model, not a curated record.